AUGCCUGGGGCAGUGGUGGUGUGCUUUUUCGAAUGGUGCUCGUUGCUGAACACGACUUUGCUGAUGCGAGAAGGUUCGGUGGAUGGGAAGUGCGGGAGUGAUGUUGAGGCGAGCACCGCGGAUCAUCUCGAGAAGCUCUCGACGGCAGCGUCUUGCGAAUGCCCCCAGCCAAAGGUUCGGUGGAUGGGAAGUGCGGGAGUGAUGUUGAGGCGAGCACCGCGAAUCAUCUCGAGAAGCUCUCGACGGCAGCGUCUUGCGAAUGCCCCCAGCCAAAGUGUGAUGAUGCGCAUCGCCGAUCAGACUGCGGAGAAGUGGAAGCCCGUGAAACGAUUCUUCAUCGAUGUCAGCAAUUCGGAGAUCUAUCAGGAUGCUCGAUAUCCGGAAGCAAUUUCAUCAUCGGACGACGAGCCGCGCUUGACCGUCGAAGUUUCGGCAUUGCCGGGCGAUGGCCAGCUCCUGCACUGUGGUGAUAAUCUACCAGGUGUUGCAAACGAAGUGGAAUCGUAUCCAUGUCGCUUCUGCGCGAAUCGGAUUUUCCUCACGUCGAUGAGUCUGGAACGCCAUACGAAAGUGGAACAUAAGGAGCAUCUGGGAGAAGUUAAGAAUGACAUUUACAGAAUUCAGAGCGAAUGGCGAAGGUAA
Messenger RNA from Gongylonema pulchrum, 642 nucleotides. Lineage: Eukaryota; Metazoa; Nematoda; Chromadorea; Rhabditida; Gongylonematidae. The record is from the annotation of a GenBank genome assembly.